GCCAUGAACAGCGUCGGGGAGGCUUGCACUGACAUGAAGCGGGAGUACGACCAGUGUUUCAAUCGCUGGUUUGCCGAGAAGUUCCUGAAAGGGGACGGCUCUGGGGACCCGUGCACCGACCUCUUCAAGCACUACCAGCAGUGUGUUCAGAAAGCAAUAAAGGAGAAAGAGAUUCCUAUUGAAGGACUGGAGUUCAUGGGCCAUGGCAAAGAUAAGCCUGAAAACUCUUCUUGACCCUGAAGAUGGAUUCCUCACAUUAGGAACAGAAAGGAGUCUGGAUUUUGUCAACAAAGGCUAUGAAGAUAGACGUGGAAUUUGAUGAGUUUGGGAUUUUUGUCUCUGCCUUCUGGAUUUUCCUGCUUCUAGAAGAUGAUGAACUGUCAUUCUUGCUUUGAGAUGAUUUCUCACUUGGAGAAAUGUGCUAAAACUGAACCAUUUCUUGGGAUUAUGGUUGCAAUACAUGGUCUGUAAUCAGCUUUAAACACGCCUUGUAUGUAAGUAAUGAUGAACUGGCCAAGGUGAUCUUGAUUUUUGCUGCAAAGGACCUU
Jaculus jaculus (lesser Egyptian jerboa) is the source of this 548-nucleotide messenger RNA. RefSeq names its product TP53-regulated inhibitor of apoptosis 1-like. The record is from RefSeq and is a predicted model, not a curated record. The coding region runs from base 4 to 234 and encodes 76 amino acids. The transcript has 2 exons. NCBI's taxonomy places the organism in Eukaryota, Metazoa, Chordata, Mammalia, Rodentia, Dipodidae.